CCUGCUAGUGAGAUCUUUUAAACCUAAAGUGAUUCAGGGUAAACCAAAUGAUUCUAAAUUACUCUAAUAUAUCUGUGACAAAAAAUAAUAUUCACAGCUAGAUUUACGAAUGUCAAAACAAUUAUUUGAAUGCAAAUUUAUAAAUUACUACUGUUGAAGCUCGGCCAGUUUUGUGAGUUGUUGUGUUUUAUAAUUGAUUCACUAGUUAAAUUGUGCUUUAUUUUGUUUAAUAGCAGGUUCAACUUACCCCUAUAGAGUACAGUAGCGGGGGUUUGUUUUCACGAGGUUUUUUUUUCUGGGCAAUAUCGGCGAAAAUGCUCAAUAGAUUUUUGGAAGCCAAGACUUGAAAUUUCGCGUCUAUACACAAUAACAAUUUGUAAAACGUAACUAACCCUGUUUUAGCCUAUAUGAAUAUAUAAUACAAAGAAUUUGUGGAAUAUAUUACUUACAUCUAUUAUUCACAUUGUUCCUAACCUCUUUUGGAGUCUCAGUAUAUUUUGUGUGCGUAGUCUGUACUCGCGCGCCCUCUACUGCCCUGUAGGAAAACUACUCGUAAGUCAUCUUUCUUACCAUAAAAACUUGGCACCGAACGACCGCCCGGCGUCUCCAUCCCGCUGGAAUCUCAGGAAUACAAAGUUCUUAUCUCGCUCCACACGUUGCUUGUCUGUGACUAUUAACAAACAGCAUUGUGUUCGCGUGAGCGAGCGGGCGGGAGGCGGAGAACGCGAGUAUAUAAGCGCUUCUGUACAAGAGUGUGCUCGAGACUCCAGAAUAAUGCAUUGAGAAGACAGCAGCUUAAUAGUGCAAAACUGAAGCUUUUUAACUGGUUGCGAAUUUAUUGGACUAUCACCGUUUGUGCCACAUCUGGGACUUGCAUAAGAUUAAAUAAAAUGGAUUUGAGGAUUAUUUUUCCAGUGUUGUCCAUGCUGUCAUCUGGAAUAUUUGACUUUGCUGCUCCAGCAUCUUUGGGUCAUGGCACAGCACCAGGCACGUCAAUCCCUGCCCACCACUCCAGGACUAAGAGAUGUUCUUGCGCGAGUUUUCUGGAUAAAGAGUGCGUCUACUUUUGCCACCUGGACAUAAUAUGGGUCAACACACCAGAGCGAACAGUGUCAUAUGGACUUGGAAACGCUCCACGGAAGAAGCGCUCAGUCACGGAACCUGUUGUGCCCAAGUCACGCUGCAAAUGUGCAGAUAGCAAAGACAAAACAUGCUCUUCAUUCUGUCAAGCGAACAAUGCGUUACGGUAUAAAGCAGCGUCAGACAAGGCGAUCCAUGCCGCCCAGGGCCACGAUUGCGCCGAGAAGCAAUGCAAACACAAGCUGGCAGACGAACAGACAAAGAUUAGACGGGUGAAAAACACAGAACAGACUGGUGAUGUCCUCUCCAGGGUGAGGGCCGUCAAGAACAUCCAUCUUCUCCUGGAGAAAUGGCGAGUAAGGCAAGCACCACAGGCCACGAGCGAGGAUGUCUGAAAAUGCUGCAUCGUAGAGAUCAUCCUUUUGAGCUUCGCUGAUCCACUACAGGAUUUACCUGAAUAAGAAGCUCCUAUCUACUCAUUCUUUGCACAUGUCAUGCAAUCUGGUGUCAUCAGGUGUGUUGGAAUACCUGCAGAUGCAACCGUUUUGGAUUGCGGUCUCUGUCAUGUGGUCUUCACUCUCGGGGCGUGUCAGCAUCGGUGUGGAGCUCAACGGGAAGAAGAAUCAAAUCUGAUGGAGAUGUUGACUGAAACAAACCAAACCUCAAAUUAUCAAGACUAACCUCUACCAACUCUUCUGAGCUAGAACUUUUGGUGCAUGGGAUUAGUCAGAGAAGCCACUGUGUCCUCCACACGGGACGCUUAAGAUUAAACUGAUCGCAAAUAAAGACUUUGCAUUGAAGAUACUUGUUGCACAGGAGGAAUAUGCUGUAACAAAUUAAAACUGUGGACUCCAGAAACCCAAAGUGGGGUGUGAUGCCCAUCCAGACACUACAAGCCAAAGACUCUGGUGGAAGAACGGCUCUGGUUCUUGUUACUGGACUUUAUACACUGUAAAACAAUGAAGCUCUGCAAUUGCAUCAAUGGAAAUGUUAUUUUUUUACAUUUAUAUUAAAUAUCUUUAAUUAAGCCA
This is a messenger RNA of Megalobrama amblycephala (Wuchang bream), 2111 nucleotides long. RefSeq names its product endothelin 1 (gene edn1). The record is from RefSeq and is a predicted model, not a curated record. Gene Ontology annotation, molecular function: endothelin A receptor binding; endothelin B receptor binding; hormone activity. The transcript is spliced from 5 exons. Gene Ontology annotation, cellular component: extracellular region. Gene Ontology annotation, biological process: regulation of vasoconstriction; intracellular calcium ion homeostasis; vein smooth muscle contraction. The coding region runs from base 891 to 1475 and encodes 194 amino acids. NCBI's taxonomy places the organism in Eukaryota, Metazoa, Chordata, Actinopteri, Cypriniformes, Xenocyprididae.